Messenger RNA from Armigeres subalbatus, 2818 nucleotides. RefSeq names its product aromatic-L-amino-acid decarboxylase (gene Tdc2). Gene Ontology annotation, biological process: amino acid metabolic process. Bases 622 to 2541 code for a protein of 639 amino acids. The transcript is spliced from 9 exons. The record is from RefSeq and is a predicted model, not a curated record. Lineage: Eukaryota; Metazoa; Arthropoda; Insecta; Diptera; Culicidae. Gene Ontology annotation, cellular component: cytoplasm. Gene Ontology annotation, molecular function: carboxy-lyase activity; pyridoxal phosphate binding.
UGUAGUCUUCAGCCCACUUCCCCCCUGUGCCUCAGCUGUUCCGUUCGAUUCGUCUAAGCUCUGUUGGGAUCGUCACAAUCGUGCCUCACUAGCACAGGAUCUGCUUGUUGGGGAAAAAUUAUGAUGUCCGCGCCGCAAUGACGACACCCGACCGACACGGUAGAUCCUAGCAUGAACGGAGCGCGUAGUUGGUUUGCCAGCUCCAAUCGGCAAGCGAGAAGGAUAAUGAUGGGAAUUGAAGCCUGUUGCUCAAAAGGACUUCAACUCCCGACAAGAGAAGGAUAACAGCCGCCGGUCUUCGGUGGCAUAUAGCCUAACAGCGUCCCACAGUGGGUUCAGUAGUUCUCGGGAAGUCGGACGGUUCGGUCGCAAAAAUUGGCCUGGUCUUAAAGGCUUAUGGUGAUUGGUCAUUCAAUUGAAAUUUGGUGAACCUUUGGAUAUAAGGUGGAAAACUAUACUAUAUUGGAAAGUGAUAAAAAAAAAUUUGGAAACUAAUUGGAUAGAUACCGCACUUGGAUACGAGGUGGAUGGCAUAAUAAAAUAAUGUGUCAAUGAGCUGGUGUCCAAAUAUAGUCAAAGGGGAAAAAAUAAAAUCUACAAUCGAUACCGAUUGCACCAAACAUGGACAGCCGAGAGUUUCGCCGUCGUGGUACCGAAAUGGUGGAGUACAUCUGCAACUAUCUGGAAACGCUGGAGCAACGGCGAGUGACGCCCAGCGUUGAGCCGGGAUACCUGCGACAUUUGUUGCCCGGUGAGGCACCCGAGGAUCCGGAACCGUGGGAAAAGAUCAUGGAGGACGUGGAGAGCAAAAUCAUGCCCGGAGUGACACACUGGCAGCAUCCGCGGUUUCACGCGUAUUUUCCGUCGGGCAAUUCGUUCCCAUCGAUUCUGGGCGAUAUGCUGAGCGACGGGAUCGGAUGCAUUGGGUUUUCGUGGGCUGCCAGUCCGGCGUGUACCGAGCUGGAAACCAUCGUGCUGGAUUGGUUGGGCAAGGCCAUCGGGCUACCGGAUCAUUUUCUCGCACUAAAACCGGGCAGCAAAGGAGGCGGUGUGAUUCAGACAUCCGCCUCGGAAUGCGUUCUGGUAACGAUGCUGGCCGCCCGGGCACAGGCCAUCAAAUAUCUCAAGCAGCAGCACCCGUUCGUCGAGGAAGGCCAUCUGCUGUCCAAGUUGAUGGCCUACUGUUCCAAGGAGGCCCAUAGCUGCGUGGAGAAGGCUGCUAUGAUUUGCUUCGUUAAAUUGAGGAUUUUGGAACCGGACGAAAAUUGCUCCCUUCGGGCGGACAUACUGGUUAAGGCCAUGGAGGAAGACGAACAACAAGGUUUGAUUCCGUUUUUUGUGUCCACAACGUUGGGUACUACUGGGUCUUGUGCUUUCGAUGACAUCAACGAAAUUGGAGAAGCCCUGCAGCGGUUUCCGAGCGUAUGGUUACACGUGGAUGCCGCGUACGCCGGCAACUCUUUCAUUUGCCCGGAGCUGAAGUAUUUGCUGAAAGGAAUCGACUACGCCGAUUCGUUCAAUACAAAUCCAAACAAGUGGCUGUUGACCAACUUUGACUGCUCGACGCUUUGGGUACGUGACAGAAUUCGACUGACGUCGGCUUUGGUGGUUGAUCCCCUGUAUCUCAAACAUGGAUACUCGGAUUCGGCGAUCGACUACCGCCACUGGGGUGUACCGCUGAGUCGUCGCUUUCGGUCCUUGAAGUUGUGGUUCGUUCUGCGGAGUUACGGUAUCACCGGGCUGCAGAACUACAUCCGCCAUCACAUAGAUCUGGCGAAACGGUUCGAGAGGUUGGUGUUGAAGGACAAUCGCUUCGAGGUGUGCAACGACGUCAAGCUUGGUUUGGUGUGCUUCCGAUUGAAGGGUUCGGAUCGGAUCAACGAGAAACUGCUGAGCAGUAUCAAUGCGUCCGGGAAGAUUCAUAUGGUUCCGGCAUCGGUGAACGAGCGAUAUGUGAUUCGUUUCUGCGCCACGGCACAGAACGCCAUGGUAGAGGAUAUCGAUUUCGCCUGGGAUGUAAUCACCGACUUCGCUGCAGAAAUCCUCGAGAAGGAACAGGCCGACGAGGUAACGGAGAUCGUCGAUCGCCGCAAGACACACACCUUGGCCCAGAAACGCUCGUUCUUCGUUCGCAUGGUGAGCGAUCCAAAGAUCUACAAUCCGGCGAUCAACAAGGCGCAAACGCCACGACUGUCAGCUGAAGCCACAACACCGUCCACCGACGGAACGGUGGUGACGGUUCAGUCCCCGAAAACUCCAGGAUCUGCAUCCUGGAUCAGUUGGCCGUUGGCUUUCCUGUUUGCAAACUCUGAUGACGGUCCCAAGAACGAUAUGCCAUUGAGAUUCCGUCAUCUUGACACCAUGGUUCGAUUGUCCGCAUCCAGGCGUAAUUCGGCAACUGGCGGAGGAUCAUCUCCCUCGCCCGAAGGCGAAAAUGGCAUUGUCUUAGCAAAGUCCCCCAAACGAUCACCGAUCAUGGUACGGAGACGAGGUACAUCACCAAGCAAUCAGCCCAAUGCUGGAAAUGGCUCAACCAAGUAGGGGACGUUCCACUAGAAGACAAUGUAAACGAAUCUAUUGGUCUGCCGUAGUCCUGAUGUUAAAGAUAUCCCUAGCCAUGUCCCCUCUUAGACCGAUGGUGCAGUAGAUCCCAUCAGACCCACUCGCAGCUAAAGAAUCCCAACCCAAUUAUUCGUCCGAUCAGAAUCUAAUUAUAAGCGACCAAAUUAGAAGUCGAAGAUUAUUUAGCGGAGGGGCGCGCUGGCGUCCUAAAUUUAGCACAUAGCUGGAAAUAUAUUAUACUACUCAUGCCAAACUA